AAAGAGGGAGCCGGAAGCGGAAGAAAACAAGAACUCUGCCUCAGCUUGAUCUGUAAACGAGGAAGAUGGAAGAUUUAAUAUCAAUAAACUGCGUUAAACUUCUAAUCAGCGCUUUAUUCUACACAUGCGUCUUGUCCAGCUCAGUGGAACAGAAGAUCUAUGUUGAACUCAAUGAAACGGUUCCGUGUGUCCGACUUCUGAACGCCACGCAUCAGAUCGGCUGCCAGUCGUCUAUAUCAGGAGAUACAGGAGUCCUCCAUGUGCUGGAGACCGAAUCAGACCUGGACUGGAUCCUCAGCUCAGGACCGCAUCCUCCGUACAUGGUGAUCAUGGAGACGGCCUUCUUCAACAGGUCGGUCAUGAUGAGGAUGAAGAACUCGUCCAGAGUGGCUGGAGUUGCUGUGAUCGUCUCAAAAACAGGCCUUGCUGAUAAUUUCUCACCUCACACGACCUGCCCCAACCAGAACACAGGUGUGUAUUCUGCGAGUUACGGCUCUGAUCUAGCGAACUGUAACGUGACCAUGUGGAAUCCUCUGGGGAACGGAUUGUCCUAUGAAGACUUCGCUUUCCCUGUGUUUGCUCUGAAAGACGAGAAUCAGACUCAGGUCAUCCGUAAGUGUUAUCAGGAUCAUAACCUGCGUGUGAACGGAAGCGCUCCUCAGUAUCCGCUGUGUGCAAUGCAGCUCUUCUCACACAUGCAUGCCGCGACCGACACCGUGACAUGCAUGAGACGCACAGACCUGCAGAACCGAUUCAGUAUCAACCCAGAAGUCCUGUGUGACCCGCUGAGUGAUUUUAACGUCUGGACGUCCACUCGGCCCCUCAACAACAGCGCCAAGGGCCACGCAGCCAACGAGAGCGUCGUCAUCGCAGCCACACGGCUCGACGGCAGGUCGUUUUUCUGGGAGCAGGCGCCGUCGGCCGAAGGAACCGUGUCUGGAAUCGUCACCCUAUUGGCCACCAUUCAAGCCCUCUCUCCUGUCACUCAGGAAGCCCCGCCCCCUCGCAAUAUCUUCUUCAGCUUCUUCCAAGGGGAAGCCUUUGACUACAUCGGCAGCUCAAAAAUGGUGUAUGACAUGGAAAGAAAUGAUUUUGUUAUUGACUUGAACAAUGUGCACUCCAUGCUGGAAAUUGGGCAGGUUGGCCUGCGCAGGGGGCGGAGCCUCUGGAUGCACUCUGACCCCGUAUCCCGCCAAAACAAGAGUGUGGACACAGAGGUGUCGGCGAUGAUGAGCGGAGUGCAGUCAGCUGCUGCUGGUCUGAACCUCACAGUGGAUCAGCCGUCGGUCAGUCAGCCGUUGCCGCCCUCGUCCUUCCAGCGCUUCCUGCGAGUCAGAGGGAUCCCAGGCCUCGUGCUGGCAGACCAUAACACCUCAUUCAACAACAGAUAUUACGAGAGUCUGUACGACGACGCAGAGAACCUGAACGUCACGUAUCCUCCCGACCUGAGUCCAGACGAGCAGCUGGUGUACGAGACAGACGCGGCCAAGUCUCUGGCUGAAGUGGCCACACUAGUCGCCCGCUCACUUUACAUCCAGGCCGGAGGAGAAAAAAAAAACCUGAACAACAUCACCGCCGACCCCAAGAUCGUGAGUCACACGACCAGCACUAACAACAGACACACACGGUCGCUGCUGCCUCCUGAAGUCACUAAGAAAGGAGACAACAGCAUUCUGAGCUCUGGUCCUCCUCAGUUCUACAUCGGACUCGGUCCUCGCAUCCACGGCCCAGUUCACAGCGUCACACGCUUCGUUCAGUACAUUCUGGCUAAUCUGACGGGAACCGUCACCAACCUCACGGAGAGCCAGUGCCAGAAUCCCAGCGAGGUCAACACCGAGAACAAAGAUUUGUUCUCGUAUUUCUGGGUGUCGGGUCCGGCGUCAGUCAACAACACCGGAGAGCCGUUCUGCGUCCGAGCGUCUGUGCGUCUCUCCAAAGCCGUCUCUCCCGCCUUCGAGCUUCUGGAGUACGGCUCUCCAAAUUAUUCCACAUGGACCGAGUCCCGCUGGAAGAGCAUCCGAGCGCGCAUCUUUCUGGUGGCCAGCAGAGAACUGGAGAUGUUAACACUGGGGGUGGGCGUGGCCGUGCUGCUGCUGUCUCUAUUGGUUACGUACUUCAUCAGCUCGAAGGCGGAGCUUCUGUUUAGCUCCGCCCGUGAAACGCCCGCGACGACCUACUGACCUACAGAACAAAUCCAGAGUCCAGAAUCUCCAGCCGCUCAUUCAUUCAUUCAUAAUCCCUACAACACAGAAACACACUUCAGUUCACGACUAAUUUAUUCAAAUCUGACCGGAUUCUUGUUGGUCUGAACUGGUCUGGACUCUCCUGGAAAGUUGUUCAUAUUUUUUUUGUCUUUUUUUUAUAAUUCCAGAUGUUUUUUCUGAUCAUGACAUGGACGGGCACAAAACUAAAAGCUGAUUUUAAGUGUUUAAGAUGAGAAUAAGUGUGUGUGUGAGUCUGAGUCUGUGUCUGUGAGUGAUAGUGUGUGUGUGUGUGUCUGUGA
Sinocyclocheilus grahami is the source of this 2503-nucleotide messenger RNA. RefSeq names its product nicastrin. The transcript has 17 exons. Bases 66 to 2180 code for a protein of 704 amino acids. Gene Ontology annotation, cellular component: plasma membrane. Gene Ontology annotation, biological process: Notch receptor processing; protein processing. The record is from RefSeq and is a predicted model, not a curated record. NCBI's taxonomy places the organism in Eukaryota, Metazoa, Chordata, Actinopteri, Cypriniformes, Cyprinidae.